Messenger RNA from Equus caballus (horse), 9830 nucleotides. The record is from RefSeq and is a predicted model, not a curated record. Lineage: Eukaryota; Metazoa; Chordata; Mammalia; Perissodactyla; Equidae.
UUACGGCGGAAUUUUCCCAGGUGCAAACAGGAAGCCCCUUGAGCAUUUCACUCCUUUCUAGAAAGAAAGGUUUGUCCCCUGCUCUCAAGCAUAAAGGGCGAGCGAAUGAUUCACGGCGUCCUGCUCCCGGGACGGGACAGCAGUCCUGCUCCCUUAGGUGCAGCCAAUCAGAUCACAGGGCCAGUUUUAGUUUGGAUAAGCCUCUUCUGAAAGAAGCCCUGCGAAAGUAAUAACUGGCUAAAUCCUCUGUCUGAAAGGCCCCGGACGCGAUGGGCUGGGAAACGCUGAGUCCACAGUUGUGUCGCCGCGGUGGCUGCACGGCCCCCGCGCAGUCGCCUCUGAUAAAAUCCUGAGGGACGCUGGGCACCCUGAGUCACCAUGGGCAAUGAGAACAGCACUUCGGACAACCAGCAAGAGGACUCCGGCUUGCAUAACAUCAUCCUGUGGCCACCGAACCCUGAACUCCCGCAGAGGCCUUCAUCUGCUCAGAGUCCAAGAUCCGUGCAUCCACCUGGGAACAGCCCAAACAUAAAGGGGAAGCCAGAGGAGAAGCCCGGAAGCACUGAGCGUGGGGCCUUGCCCAGCGUCGGGCAUGGAGGCUCCUGCUCUGCUUCUGAGGGUGCUGCCAGCCUGGACCCAUGCAUCGUGUCCCCAGAGGUGACCGAGCCGAAGAAGCGCCCACAGGACGCCAGGGGCCCAGAAGGUUCUCCACUGCCCAGCCCACCCACGCCCAGGGAGCAGGAGCGCCCCUCGGCCGCUAUGCCCUUUGCCGAGGGCCCCCCAGAAGUUUGCUUGGCAAGCCCAGCAGCGGCAACCGAAGAUUGGCCUCUUGGUCAACAUCCUGGGAGGGAACCUUCCCCAAAUACCCCAGGGGACACCCUGGCAGCGUUUGUCACUGAGGCGGACAGCCUUACUCAGAGCAGCGCAGUUGCCAUUGUCCCCAGUGCCGGGAGAGAGAAAGAGCUGAAGGAGGAGGGACAUAUAGUGUCUUCCUCCAGGUGCAUUGACCAGUUGCCAGGAAUUUCACCAUCACCUCCUACAGAGCCAAUGAAGGGAGAGCCAUGUGGAGAGGAUGGCCGGCCUGGUGGUUUCAAGUCCCAAGGGAAAGAGGCUGCAGGUGGUUUUCCCCCCACAGAGUCAGGGCAGGGGGUGGCUUCUGUACAAGUGGCCCCCACAGCCCCUACUGCAGCACAAUUAGACAAGGAGAGCUCAGCUGGUCUGGAGGAGUGCCCCCCAAAUCCGGAGACCCUGACCCCAAAAGACCCGGCCCCCAGAGUCUCAGACAGAGAGAAGCGCCAAGUGGAGGUGGCACCUCAGGAUUCAGUGGAUGGCCUGGGAUUCCAUGGGGUCUGCCAGCCCAUGCAGAGCAGAGAUUCAGGGGCUGCCCAAGAAGCCGAAGCGAGUGCUGCUUCCUGGGAAAGCUGCCAGCAACAAAUGGGAGCACAUCUGCCACAUGCAGAGCUGCCCUGGGAUUCUCUGAGUCCUGCCCUGGCACCAGGGGCUAGGGGCUCUGGGAAAGAGAACAUGGAUGCUGGUGAAGCUCAGGGCCACUCGCAGACAGGGACGCCAGGAACUGAGCCCAGUAAAGCUGUCUGUGCAGCAGCAGGCGACCAACCCGAAGAGGGGUUAGUUGUGAGCACCGAGCCUUCCCCACAUGUGCCUGUGGAGGAAGCGCGUCCAGCUUCAAGCCUCACUUCACCGCCAGCUGCUCAGGCCUCUGUUGCUGUGGAGGAACCCAGCUGGUUGACCAGGGAGAUGAGUUCCGGGGCUGAGAUGCCAGUUCUUACAGAUCCAGCCAAAGAGCUGGCAGAUGAAGGGUUGGGGGGACAGGAGAAGCGCAUGUCAGAUCUCGGAGGUGAGGGAGAGGGUGCAGAAGGGAGCCCCAGAGAGCUUCCUGUGUCUUUGUCCCAGGAGGAGAGGGGAGAGCUCUCAACUGAGGAGCAAGGCCAUGAAGUCCAACAAGGGCUGCUGCCCACUCCCCCUCCCAGUGCAUCAGAUGAAAGUGCCAGAAAGUCACUGGAGCCAAAGGAGGAAGCCCAGGCCCCGGAAAGCCCAGCUGUGGCUAAGGAGGAAAGCAGCGUGCCCGGGGCCGACCUUAGAGGACAGGAAGGAGCCCCAGAGCCAUGUGACAAUGCAUAUCCUGGGAACCUGUGGGGAGAGCAACCCCAGGCCUUUGGCUGCAAGCCUAACCCAGAGAUGGAGAAAGACGAGGUUUCAAAGCUAACCAGUGAUGUGGAGAGCAAAGUCCCUCCCAGCACGGACUCGGUACAGCCACUCAGAAAGGAUGGUCCCAGCUAUGUGGACAGGCCUGGCUCUCCAUCAGAAGACGCAGCUUGGAGCUCAGUGGCCUGUGGGAUGAUGGGAGAAGCCUGUGUGGUCCAUGCAUCUGGCUCACUGCACAAGCCCGGUGAGCAGGAUCCUGCCCUGCCCCCUGAUCUGGAUGGAGCCAGUGAACACAUUCUUCCCAAAGGAGGUGUCUGGAAGGGGCCAGGAUUGCAGACCAAAUGUCCUGACACGCUUCAGGAUGCGGGGGGUUUGGGAAGAAUGGACUCUGUUCCUGUUUUAGAAUCUGAGAAGUCGGAUUUCCUGUCAACUCCUGCUGCAGAGGUGGUCCCCGAAGCCCAGGAAGUGGUGAGCACAUCUGAAAUAAAGACGAGGAGCCGCCCAGCCACACCGAAGCCUGGCAGCUGUGAUGGAGAGAGCUUGCUGACGUCCCUGGACCAGCCUUGUGGGCUGGGGCAUGAUGCACCUGGACAGGAAGACCAUGCUGAUGGGCCACAUCCCCCCGAGGAGAACUUCGCAGUGGACUGCGGGCUCACGACGCUCAGCCUGGAGCAAGACAGGGAGGGAAACCCGUCCUGCCCCGGGGACAGCUGGACACAAGUAGCUGCAUCCGAGGGGCCCUCACUGUCUUCUGAGAACUGUCUGCAGCCAUCCCAAUCAGACCCAGAAGCAUCUGCCUUUGAUGUGCUCAGGGAGAAAGCCCAAGCGUGUGAAAAUGGGAAAGAGACUUCUCCAGGUGAUCCAGGUUUUCAGAGCCCGGGUGCAGACUCUCCCCAGAUCCAUGUGCCUGUGGAACCUCAGGAGGCUGUGAGCUUCUCCACUCAUGGAGGAAAGGAACCAGCUUCCAGAUCAGAACUUCAAAGUGAGCUCCUCAAAGGCAGUAUGCCUAAUGCUCCAAGUUCAGCUCCCAAGGACCCACUUCUGGAGGGUCCGGCGACAGGGCAGUCGGAGUUGUCAGCACCAAUAGGACCAGAGAUGCCUGCACUAGGGGAGAAUGGGCAAGAGGGAGCAGGCAGUGGCAGUCUGCUCUCCAGGGUCUCGUCUCCUGCAGCAGACACCUUAAAAGACUCUUCUCUUGCAGGUAGCUUGAGCAGAAAGGAAAGUUGCUGUGCUGGGCAGGGGCCGAACGAGUCCCAACAGGAGCUGGUUGAUAUGCUGGAAGCCAGCAGCCAGCAUGAAGAAGCUUGUCGCAGGGACGCAGGCAUUUCUGAAGCAGCUGACUCUUGGCCCCUGCUCCAGGGCUUGGGAAAGACUGAGAAGGCAAGUAGGAACACAGUGGGGACCCCGCCUUGUCCGCCUGACUCAGUAGCUUUCCCGGAUGCAGCUCACUGCCCACCAGCCCCAGUGUUCCCCUGUCCAAGAGUCACACCCGCCCAGGAUGCCCCAGAGAGAGAAGCAUGUGAUGCAACCCAGGAAGGCAGGCAGCAACCAGUGCCGGCCCCGCAGAAGGAAAUGGAGCAUCCCACCGCCUCAGAUGCGAAGGCGCAAAAGCUUCUUGGAAGUUUCCCAUCAGCUGAGGAGCAGGGUGUGGAAGGUGAGGCUGCUAAGACUGGUAAGAACGCCAAUGAAGGAGAUCCGGGGAUGCAGCGGGCUCUGGAGGAGCCAGGAGGAGCUGCUCUGAGUGGUGGCUUCCUUCAGACUGAGCAGUGCCCCUCCUCUGGGAAGGAAUCUUCUACCGCUGCCCUAGGUGAGCCCAGCCAAGAUGAGCAGCCCUCGGCCAGCUGCCAGGAUGCUUUACUGCCAGCCGGAGAGCUGGGUGGGAUUCCCAGCGCCACAGUGGACAUUUCUGCACCCCAGGUCAUCCUCGACCCGAAGAGGCUCCUGCCAUCUGGGCCACCAGAAGAAGCUGCUCCUGACACUCCUUACCUGCAUAUCGACGGUGCUGCUAGGAAAGGGCCAGAAGACAGUGGGGUGAAAGCUGUUUCCUCUCAAGACCCCAGGGCUCCUGGUGAAAGCCCUUGUCCCACAGGGGAGCCCCUGCUCGCCUUGGAAAAUGUCGCCUCCCUGAAGCUGUCUGCUGGCUCCCUUGCCUCCCUCUCACAACCAGGAGCUGCAGGUGGGGAAACCUCUGUGGAGCAAGCUAGCAGCGGAAGUCCCAAAGCUGGAAACGUUGAGGGACCUGUGGACUCCGUGCCCUACCUGGAGAGGAUGCCGCUUCUGGCCAAGGGUAAGCAGACAACGGGAGAGGAGAAAGCAGCAAGUGAUCCCGGUGCGGGUGCCAGGCCCAGUGAGAUUCCAGCAUGCCCUGCCAGUGGGGAAGGCAUGGCAGGCAAUGCAGCAGGGGAGACAGAGAACAGCAGGGAGAGGAUGGUAGAACCUUCCGAAGAUCCGAGGAGGGGCGUGUCAGGUGGUGUAGACUCAAGCUCCAGGCAGACCAGCAUGAUCGCUGGGUUCUCUGACUUCAGGCAGCACAUCACCAAGAUCUUUGAGAAGUCUGUGCUGGGAACCCUGACCACUGAUCGGCCCCAGAGCACACCAGGAGGAAAGGCAGGAGCUGGGAGGAGCGUGGCGGGCAAGGACCUCGCUGUGCCGCUGAGCCCGGAGAAGCUUCCAGAUGGGAUUCAAGCAACGGCUGUUGCUCCUCUCCCCACCCCUCCUGCUGGACUCCGGGUGGACUCAAAGGAGAAGAAGCAAGAGUUGGCUGUAGAGGCUGAGAUUUCCCAUCUGGUUCCCCAGGGUCCAGCUCCAGAAAAGCUGCCAGGGCAGGGGGUGCUGGCUGCAGAGCAGAACCUGCCAGGUGCCAGGGUGGGGGUGGCCAUGACUGGUGUCCCACAGGUGCAGAAGGAAAGCGAGAAACCAGAGGGGGCUGGGGAAGCUGGGCAGGGAGGCCAGGCCCACUCACAGCAGGGAAGCAGCCGGCAGGAAUCAGCUUCGGGUCCUUGCUCACAGGUAGCUUCUCAGGAGAUCCCUGAGGAGAAGGCUGCUGACUUGCAGGGGGCUCCCAAGAGCCAUGGAGAAGGGGACUCGGCUCAAGACAACAGAAUUCCUUCUGGAGAACAGCACCAGGAAACAUCCACCAGUGACAGUCAACCCAGAGAUGGUGCCGGGGGCUUUGCUCACACAAGGGCUGCGGGUGACAUGCCAGGGUCCACCUCUGCCCUGGGAGCAUCUGCUCCCCAUGGGGAUACUCCGACUGUGGCCCAGGCCAUCAGUGAGGCCUGGCCCCCCAGCACACUGGGAGAUGAGAAGACGCAUGUUGGUGCUGCCUGGAUCUUGGAAACACAAAAUUCCCUGGGCAACCAGAGCACCCCUGAGCCACCCACUGGAGAAGUGGCGGACACUCCCCUGGAGCCCAGCUCGGUGGCAGGAGCUGCUGGGGAAGCAGAGGGUGACGUCACUUUGAGCACAGCUGAGACCGGAGCACGUGUGUCUGGUGACCUGCCUGAAACAGGUACUACCAGAAUGUUCUCUGGUGAAGCUCGUGCCUUGGGGCUGCCAGGGAGCCGUGGGGACCCAGGCUGCUCUGACGGGGCUCUGGGGAUGGAGGCUGCAGCCGCCCUGUGCGGGGACAGCCCAGCCGGUCACCAGCAGGCUGAGGAGCAGCCCGGGCCUGAGCUUCCCGAUCCUGCUGCAGAUGGGAGAGUGCGUGUCUCCUCACCUCCAAAACCUGACGAAACUCGGGACCUGAAGCUGCAAAACCUGGCUCCAGAAGCUCUCCAUGAUAAAAGAAAGAGCCCCGGGCCUGGCCUAUCCACCUUACCUUCCGUUCCUGAGAAGGAUGCUCCAAACAUCAUGGGCGAGGUCAUUUCAGAUGAGGCCAGAAGUGCGGGAGGAGCAGAAAGUCCACCUGCAACAGAUGCCAUCAUCCAGCCAGCUGCCCUUGAGGACCUGGAAAUCCUACUCUUAGCUGCUGCUUCCCGCCACGGUGAUAUCAUCGGCCAGGUCUCCCCGGAUCUGACAGCCCCGAGCACCUCCCCAGCCGCUGCCCCGGCCUCAGAACAUGCAUCUUUGCCAUCUGCCCCAGCCAGUGAUGGAGUAGAAGCUUCCUCUUCCGCCUGCCAGGGCCUGGCCAAGGACUUAAGCAGGAGUUCUGACUCUGAAGAAGCAUUCGAGACCCCGGAGUCAACGACCCCUGUGAAAGCUCCACCAGCUCCACCCCCGCCACCCCCCGAAGUCAUUGCAGAAUCUGAAGUCAGCGCACAGCCUCCCCCGGAAGAACCAGGAUGUGGUUCUGAGACGGUCUCUGUCCCCGAUGGCCCCCGUAGCAGCUCGGUGGAAGGCAGCCCUUUCCGUCCUCCGUCACACUCCUUCUCUGCCGUCUUCGAUGAAGACAAGCCGAUAGCCAGCAGCGGGACUUACAACUUAGACUUUGACAGCAUCGAGCUGGUCGAUGAUUUUCAGGCCUUGGAGCCUCGCUGCUCAGACUCUAAGAAUCAGGAAUGCAAAGUGAACACGCGGAGGAAGUCCACGGAUUCGGUCCCCGUCUCUAAGUCCACGUUAUCCCGGUCUCUCAGCCUGCAAGCCAGUGACUUUGAUGGUGCUUCUUGCUCGGGCAGCGCCGAGGCCGUGGCCCCGGCCCCAGAUGCCUACAGCACGGGUUCCAGCAGUGCCUCCAGCACCCUUAAGCGAACUAAAAAACCGAGGCCACCUUCCCUAAAAAAGAAACAGAUCACUAAGAAACCCCCUGAAACCCCCCCAGUGAAAGAGACACAACAAGAGCCAGCUGAAGAAAGUCCCAUCCCCAUUGAGGAGAAUCCAGCGUCCGAGACAAAAACGGAAUCCACUGGGACGGAAGGUUCCGUACCAGCCUUACUGGAGGAGGCUCGUCUCAAACCAGCUGCUGCGUCUGAGGCCGGCUGCCCUCUGGACUCAGAGGGCGCAGAAGGGGCCGUCCCUCCAGCUCCUGGAAGUGGCAGAGUGCAGAACUCACCCCCCGUUGGAAGGAAAACGUUGCCUCUUGCCACGGCCCCAGAGGCAGUGGAGGUGACCCCAUCAGAUAGUGGGGGACAGGAGGACUCCCCAGCCAAAGGGCUCUCGGUGAGGCUGGAGUUUGACUAUUCUGAGGACAAGGGUAGUUGGGAGACCCAGCAGGAAAACCCCCCUCCUACCAAAAAGAUAGGCAAAAAGCCAGUUGCCAAAAUGCCCCUAAGGAGGCCAAAGAUGAAAAAAACACCCGAGAAACUCGACAACACUCCUGCCUCGCCUACCAGAUCCCCCGCUGAACCCAAUGACAUCCCUAUUGCUAAAGGUACCUACACCUUUGAUAUUGACAAGUGGGAUGACCCCAAUUUUAACCCUUUCUCUUCCACCUCAAAAAUGCAGGAGUCUCCCAAACUCCCCCAACAGUCAUACAACUUUGACCCAGACGCCUGUGAUGAGUCCACUGACCCCUUUAAGACGUCCUCUAAGACCCCCAGCUCACCUUCUAAAUCCCCAGCCUCCUUUGAGAUCCCAGCCAGUGCUAUCGAAGCCAAUGGAGUGGACGGGGAUGGGCUAAACAAGCCCGCCAAGAAGAAGAAGACGCCCCUAAAGACGAUGGUUGAAGAUGUGAUGUCUGUGUGUUCUCUGUUUGACACAUUUAGGGUGAAAAAGUCUCCAAAAAGGUCUCCUCUCUCUGAUCCACCUUCUCAGGACCCCACUCCAGCAGCUACACCAGAAACGCCGCCAGUGAUCUCCGCCGUGGUCCACGCAACUGAUGAGGAGAAGCUGGCGGUCACCAGCCAGAAGUGGACGUGCAUGACGGUGGAUCUGGAGGCUGACAAACAGGACUACCCGCAGCCCUCCGACCUGUCCACCUUCGUAAACGAGACCAAAUUCAGUUCGCCCACGGAGGAGUUGGAUUACAGAAACUCCUAUGAAAUUGAAUAUAUGGAGAAAAUUGGCUCCUCCUUACCUCAGGACGAUGACGCCCCGAAGAAGCAAGCCUUGUACCUUAUGUUCGACACUUCUCAGGAGAGCCCGGUCAAGUCUCCUCCCGUCCGGAUGUCAGAGUCCCCGACGCCGUGUUCAGGGUCAAGUUUUGAGGAGACUGAAGCCCUUGUGAACGCUGGGGCAAAGAUCCAGCAUCCUGUGGCACGAGGGCUGGCCCCCAACCAAGACCCGCACUUGCAGGUGUCAGAGAAAUCCUCCCAGAAAGAGCUGGAGGCCAUGGCCUUGGGCACCGCUUCAGACACCAUUGAAAUUACAGCUCCUGAGGGCUCCUUUGCCUCUGCUGACGCCCUCCUCAGCAGGCUGGCUCAUCCAGCCUCUCUCUGUGGUGCGCUUGACUAUCUGGAGCCCGACUUAGCAGAAAAGAACCCCCCAGUAUUUGCUCAGAAACUUCAGGAGGAGCUAGAGUUCGCCAUCAUGCGGAUAGAAGCCCUGAAGCUGGCCAGGCAGAUUGCCCUGGCUGCCCGCAGCCGCCAGGACGUCAAGAGAGAGGCUGCUCACCCAACAGAUGUCUCCAUCUCCAAAACAGCCUUGUACUCCCGCAUCGGGACCACCGAGGUGGAGAAACCCGCAGGCCUUCUGUUCCAGCAGCCGGACCUGGACUCCGCACUCCAAAUUGCCCGAGCAGAGAUCAUAACCAAGGAGAGAGAGGUCUCAGAGUGGAAAGAUAAAUAUGAAGAAAGCAGGCGGGAAGUGAUGGAAAUGAGGAAAAUAGUGGCCGAGUAUGAGAAGACCAUCGCCCAGAUGAUAGAGGAUGAACAGAGGGAGAAGUCAGUCUCCCACCAAACGGUCCAGCAGCUGGUCCUGGAGAAGGAGCAAGCCCUGGCUGACCUGAACUCCGUGGAGAAGUCUCUGGCCGAUCUCUUCAGGAGAUACGAGAAGAUGAAAGAGGUCCUGGAGGGCUUCCGCAAGAACGAAGAGGUGCUGAAGAAGUGUGCACAGGAGUACCUGUCCCGAGUGAGGAAGGAGGAGCAGAGGUACCAGGCCCUGAAGGUGCACGCGGAGGAGAAGCUGGACAGGGCCAACGCCGAGAUUGCCCAGGUCCGGGGCAAGGCCCAGCAGGAGCAGGCUGCCUACCAGGCCAGCCUGCGGAAGGAGCAGCUGCGAGUGGAUGCUCUGGAAAGAACACUGGAGCAGAAGAAUAAAGAGAUAGAAGAACUCACCAAGAUUUGUGAUGAACUGAUUGCCAAAAUGGGGAAAAGCUAACUUUGAACCAAACGUCUGGCCUUGACCGUUGCGUGCAAUAUGACCGUCAGCACACUGCUGUCCCCUGGUUACGCGGACAGGUUCUGUUUUCACUUUCCGUAUGCACUACUGUAUUUCCUUUCUAAAUAAAGUUGAUCUGAUUGUAUGCAGUACUAAGGAGACUAUCAGAAUUUCUUGCUAUUGGUUUGCAUUUUCCUAGUAUAAUUCAUAGCAAGUUGACCUCAGAGUUCCUGUAUCAGGGAGAUUGUCUGAUUCUCUAACAAAAGACAUUGCUGACCUUGGCCUUGCCCUUGUCCCCGAGUUCCCAGGGUGAGCAGCUUUUGGAUUUCAUAUGAACAUGUACAGCUUGCACAGGGACUCUCGCCUUAAGGAGUGUAAACUUGAUCUGCAUUUACUGAUUUGUUAAAAAAAAAAAAAAGAAAAUGCAUGUUUCAAAUAAGAUUCUCUAUUGUAAAUAAAUUUUUUUCUUUGGA